Molecule: messenger RNA, 2271 nt
Organism: Oikopleura dioica
Lineage: Eukaryota; Metazoa; Chordata; Appendicularia; Copelata; Oikopleuridae
Source: the annotation of a GenBank genome assembly
AUGGCCGAAUUCAGUGCGCCAGAGAUACAAGUGAAUGCUAAUGGCUGGGGCCCCUGCCAAGUCCCGGAGAAGUUUAAGGAUAUGCCUUACCAACCUUUUGGCAAGACUGAUCGUCUUGGAAAAGUUUCUGACUGGACUGGUGCUACGUACACUGACCGCAAGUAUGCGAAUAAGUAUACUUCUACCUUCGCCAGCAACCACCAGUACACUUACUACUACGAAGACGAUGACACCUCUUACGAAAACCCGGUAUUUGACAAGCGUAGAGAUGCCUCCGUUAAAGUUGGUGAAGAUUGGAACAUUCUCCGCGAGAUCGACUUUUCUCAACUCGCCACGCUGCGUAUGAAUGAGCUUCCUCGUGGGGAAGAUCUCUACACUUGUGGUUCUGUCGAAGCUUACGACUCUACUUAUGAUCGAAUCACACCCAAGAAUGAGCGACCAAUGAAGAAGUCUUCCGCGGACCGAAAUUUCAACACCUGUGCCGAUACCACCACCGACGAUCCCAUCAUCCGAGAAAGCCGUCACAAGGGCCAGGUCUUCGCCACCGACCACAUUUUGGCAACCUUGAUGACUGCUGGCAGGUCCGUCAUCCCUUGGGAUAUCAUUGUGAGAAGAAUCGGCGAUAAACUUUUCUUCGAUAAGCGCGCUACGUCAAACAUCGAUAAGAUUUCUGUCAACGAGACAGCAAACGACCCCCCAAGUGAAGAGAACAACACCGGCAUCAACGAUCCCAGAAAUCUUACCCUCGAAGCUACUUACGUUAACAAAGUUUUCGGUCAACAAUGUCUGAGACAGGGAGAGUGGACCGACCUCGCGAACAAGAACCCCUACAUCGAUCCCGGCAUGAAAAAGGAUCGAAUCGCCUCUGCAGGUUACCGCUACCGAAAGUGGACUCUCGGAGAGUACACUCUUGUUGCCAGAACCACCGUCGAUGCUGUCGUUCAAAACAAGAAAACCGGUGCCAAGGGCUUCGCUAUUGUGCGGGCUUUGAACGAAUGGGACUCCAAAAUGACUGGGGACUGGCGUAAAAAACUUGAGCAGCAGCCUGGUGCAGUUUUGGCCACAGAAAUGAAGAACAACAACUGCAAGCUCGCCAAAUGGACUUGUCAGGCAGUCAUGGCUGGCGCCGUUCUGAUGAAACUCGCUUACAUCUCACGAAACAGCCAGCGAAACAACAGAGAACACUCCGUACUCCAAGUUUCGCAAUUCACGCCCUCACAGUUUGCUGCUCAGAUGCAACUGCAGCUUGAAAACUCUUGGGCCGUGCUUAGGGCAAUUAUUCACGAGUGCAUGCAGUUGAGUCAAGGAAAGUAUCUUCUUCUCAAGGAUCCCAACAACCAGAAGCUCAUUCUGUAUUCAAUUCCCGAAGAUACCUUUUCAUCCUCAGAGGAUGAGUCAAGCGACGAUGAUGAAGGAUCGAAUGGAAAUAUCGGUCAGUGCAAUAUGGCCUCUUUUGCUCACGCAAAUCUUGUCGAUUUUGAUUGCCGGCACUGCGUUUGGUUCAAAAGACGUUCAACGAAGCGCCUUUUGAACCAACAAAGUCCAACAUUUCAAUCCUUUGGAACGUACGUCCUGAUCGCAUUGGUCUACAUUCCGGUUUACAUUUAUAAAACAGAAACCUCUUUCUCUGCAUUGACAGCACUCAUCGACUUCGAAGCCAAUUACACAAUCGUCAAAGCGUAUCAGUACACUUCGAUUACGUCAGUUCAAAUGCUCGACUCCGCCACACUCUUUUUCGUAUUCGUUUUCUCGUUAAUCUUCCUCCAACGCAAAUACUCAAAAAUUCACUACUUGCUCAUCGUUGUUGUCCUUGGAGGAGUUGCUUUGAUGAUCUACGCUGAUGUUUCAAACUCGCCAGAAGACGGGAUCGGCGCAGAGUGGCUAGGAUCUGUUCUCGUCAUCAUCGCUUGUUUCUUGUAUGCUACCAGCAAUACGGCAAUGGAAUACAUCGUCAAACAUUCACAGAACGGGACUCUCAUGCCCGUCGCGUUUUUCUUAACCUCUGCCGUUUUCACGAACCUUGGUCUUCUCACCGCAGAUGUGUAUGCAUUAAUAUUCGGCAUCUUUGUCUUUGACGAAAACUUUGACUAUUUCUAUUUGAUAUCAUACUUCGUGAUUUUCGGGGGUCUCCUGGGCUUUCAUAUAGAAACGUGGCGCUUCGAAAAACGAAUAAAGAAUGAACCAAAGGACGCUGAAGAUUUGGUCCAACAAAAUGAGGAAAACGAUGAUGAUUCUACGACAGAUUCUCGGCUAGAAUUCGCAGAAUUAUGA